This is a messenger RNA of Oryzias melastigma (Indian medaka), 4450 nucleotides long. RefSeq names its product coiled-coil domain-containing protein 136. Lineage: Eukaryota; Metazoa; Chordata; Actinopteri; Beloniformes; Adrianichthyidae. The transcript has 9 exons. The coding region runs from base 901 to 2205 and encodes 434 amino acids. The record is from RefSeq and is a predicted model, not a curated record. Gene Ontology annotation, cellular component: acrosomal membrane. Gene Ontology annotation, biological process: single fertilization; acrosome assembly.
GUCCCAAGCCUAGAUAAAAUAUAGGGUUGUGUCAGGAAGGAAAUCCCAAACCAAGUAUGCGGGUCAGUGAAAGCUACAUACACCCUGAUGAUACUGCUGAAAGCUGAACAACAACCUGAUGGGUUCAUUUAGCUUGAAAACCACAAAAGUGUUACAUAAUUGAGGUUUCUUUGACUUGAUAUGGUUUAUGCCCAUUAAGAAUACAAAAUACCUCACUGGGAUUUUUGCGUCAUUUGUAUUGCAUUUUUGGAGGGCCGGCUGACAUUCUGGAGAUGGUCGUUGCGUGGGGGGGGGCUGGCUGAAACAAAGAUCCCACUGAAGACAGACUGGAGAGAUUCCCUUUCUUCCGACCAUGUGAGAGUUCUCUGUCACAGAACAAACGGCUCAUUUCGACACUUACGGCAUGAGGACAUGUUUAAUUAUUUUGAUGAAAGAAGUGGUCAGUUUUCAUAUACACUGACUUUUAGAGCACAAUGUUUAAUAGAUUCAUCAGAACUGGAGGACUGUUGUCAGCCAUGAAUGUGUUUAAGAAAGGACCAUGAAUUAUUGAGACCAAUUCUGAUGGUAUCUACUUUUUAUCUGUGCCAGUCCUGCUCUGCUGCCACAUCAGAUUGACACUUACGGACUGAAGCCAGACAUUGUCAGCUCAUUAUCAACACUUUGUCAUGUGUUGUCAGCCAGUUCUCUGCACAGCUCUCCCUUUCUUGCAGUUUUUUCCCCCCUCCUGUUUUCAAAAGACUGUAUCUCGAGCAUGUCUUCCUGCUCACACUUCUUGACUGGGGAUUACAGCGAAGCAAAGCUGCAUGAACACACACGGAAGUGCCGGAAGUGCUUGUAAGAAGACACCAAUCUUUCCUGUCUGAUGACCCCUGUGACCUGAAAGCUGAAAGCAACCCCGACAUGGACAGCGAGAUCACAGCCAAGGAGAGAGGCGUCCUGGAGGAGAACAACAAGAAGGAGCAGAUGGAGCGAUCUGAAGAGGAAGAGGGAGAAGAGAAGAAACUGAAGGAAGAGGAAGGUGAAGGGGAGGAGAAGAAGAGGAAGGAGGAAGAGCUGCUGACGGAGGAACAGGAGCUGGAGGAGCUGAGGGCCCAGGUGCUGCAGCUGCUGCUGGAGCUGGAUGAAGCCCGGGAGACGUCCAACAAGCACCAGGAGAGCUUCCACGAGUUACAAGGUCUGCUGGAGGAUGAGCGUUUGGCCAGCGCUCAUCAGGCGGAGGCCUUCACACGGCAGAUCCAGAAUCUUCAAGCCCAGCUGCGCUCUGUGCAGGAGGAGAUGGACAGCCUGGAGGAGGAGAAGGAGAGUGAACUCACCGAGCUCCAGGAGGAGCUGCGUGUGGCCCAAGAGGAGGUGGUCCUGCUGCAGCAGGCGGCGGAGGAGGCUGCCGCGGAGCGGGAGAACGACAUCGCGUCGCUGCAGGAGGAGCUGUGUCGGCGGCGGGCCGAGCUGCAGCGCCUCAGCGAUGAGACCCAGGAGUACGAGCUGGAGAUCACAACGCUGAGGGCCGAGAUCCGGAUGAAGAGCCAGCGCAGGGAGGCCGAGAGGAGAGAGGGUGACGUGGACCUGCUGAAGGAGGAGUGCCGAAAGCUGAGGGAGGAGUGUCAGACCCUGAAGGAGGACAACAGACGUGUCUCAGAGAGGCUGCAGCUGCUGCAGAGACAGAGGACAUGCUCCAGCGUCUACCUGUCACUGAAGGAGGAGGACACAGUAGAGGGCCCUGACGGGAAGGUGACGGAGAUUGGCUCCGAUGAGGUCAUGACAGAGAGCUACAUGACCAUGGCCCAGUCGGAGAACUGUCGCCUGGUGGACGUCUCCAUCCAGAAGAAUAUCUCCUUCGAUGGGAAGCCGGUGACACCGACAGGCUGGAACGGAGGCGUCGGGGAAAUCUUCUCCCUGAGAGACCAGCUGAAACAGGCUGAGGAGAAGGCCUCGCAGGUCCAGAGAGAAUGUGACGGACUGAAGAUGGAGCUCCAGGAACUGCAGGUACUGUAUGACAGCAGCCAGAGGGAGCGAGCAGAGCUGGAGGAGGAGCUGCAGCGCUGCAAGGCAGAGCUGGAGAAGCUGUCAGGAGGGAAUCGGAGACUCAUCCAUCCGUCUGAGCACCCUGUUCUCUCCAUCCCCUUCAUAGGAAUGAUUGUAAUUGUGGCUGUGGUCUGGUGCUGGUUGUCGGAGCUGGCGUCCCAGAGAGCAAGGGGAGUGAGGUAGGUUGGAGCUCCAUUGUGACUCUCUCUGCAGCUGCAGCACUGCUACUAGCAAUGGCUAGCUUACUGAGAGCUCUGGUCCGAUGUUGACUGGAUGGGUAACAUCAGCGAAAAGGACGGACGUCUGCUUCAGACCAGCCUUCCUUGUCUCCUGCCACAUCCGUAGACUAAACCGGAAUGACUGAAAAAAAAAAAGGAUAUAAAAGACAGCAGCUUAGUAGAAAAACCUAUGGGAAGUUUCAUCUCUAACGAGGCGGUACGACGUGCGCUGAGAGUGAUGCUGCCUGUCAGUCUCGUUUGUAGAGAAAACAUGGAUGGAAACGAUCCGGCCUGCAGGGAGCCCACAUGAGGAUGGAUCCCUCCAGUCGAAGUGUCCUAGUGCUGUGCCAGUCCUCCCCCGUGUCAGUAAAAAUGAGCUCUUUUCCUCUUUCAGCAAUGUGACACAAUGAAGGUCUUAAUGUGCUUUAAAUGGCUUUUAUUUAAUUUAACCAUUAUUUAUUCAUGUGUGUGGAGCUGUUGUAUCUUUGAUAAUAAAGGCAAACGUUCAGGCUGGUAUAUUCACCUCAAAACAAACAAUCAGUUGCUUUUCAGGAACGACUGUCAGGCCUUUUCUUUGAAAGCACCAGUUAUAGUGCAAUUACCAGAAGGACAAGAAUAUCUUAACUAACCUGCCAUACAGGCUUAAUGGUCUCUGUGAAAUAAGGAUGUGUGGAGAAUUUAUUAGUGUCCAAGCUGAAGAAAACAGCAGUCAGAGGGCUAUCUGUUUGAGGAAUUAAGGAAGGGGCCAUGGGGGAGCUAAACAAAGCCGCAGGAUGAGCUCAUUUUUUUCCUAUUUGAAAUAACUGUCUGAAUGAUGCAGACAGAGCGGACUAUUUAGCAUUCAAUUUUUCCUUUACAGCAGAGUCCAUGCUGCAAUGUGGCCCACAGUUGCAACAGUUCGACUCAAAGGACCUUAUUAUAAACAUUCUCUCUGACACCAUUUAAAAAUCUGCAUUAAGCUGUUCUGAAUGCAGAAGUUGUUACUUUUCGCCUGUCAGUUUGGCUCACUCCUUCUUAUCGUCAAACAUAGACCGCUCGGCUGCUGUCUUCUGCAGGUACAGCCCUGAUAAUUGCUUCUCACCUUGAGAAAAAUAUGAUGUAAAGGUUUUUAACCCGUGUCAGUCCCUGCACAGCUGUAGCAAACCUGAAAGUCAGUGCUGUCCUGCUCACCUUUAAAUCACGCAGCAACAGAAAGCUGCAUUGAAACGCCAAAAAAUAUAAAUAAAAAAGACUCACACUCUACUGCAUUCUUGAUGUAUUCUAAAAGUGCAGCAAAAGUUGAGAAAACUUGAGGCUGAGCUGAACUUUGUGUUGUUUUCUUUUUUACCUCCAUUCAGCUAAAUGUCAAAGAAACUUUUCCUUUGUCCUCAUCCGAUUUCUAUUGACUCUGCUUUUCUGAGUGGAUUGUUUGAAGGUCUACACAGGUACUCCGUGGGACUGCACUGACUCAGCCUUAUGAGUGAAAGCUGCAUAAAAAUGUCAGCCUCAGAUCAGGGGAACCAUGGAUGAGGUGAGGGUCCAAAUCCUGUACAUAUAGGGAAGCAUCCGACUUAACACUUCUAUUGAUGUAUUGAAGGAAGGCGUUUACAUUUGUGACAUAUUAUUUUGUGUGACAAUCUCGUAGGACUUUAACCGCAUGCUAUAAAACACGUAGAGCAUAAUAGAUCUAAUUUAUGUUUGUGAGUUCCAUGUAAAUAGGAGUGACAAACAGUACUAUGGGAGAGAUAUUUCCUUAAUCCAUUUGUACUAGCUUUGUAGAAAGUUUAUUCUUUUUUGAGAGAGCAUCGUAUAUUUGAUAGACAGAUUCUACGUUACGUAAAUGUUUAUUUAUGGUAUCCGGAGGAGCAUCUCCAACCACUUUCAGUGUGCUUGAAGGUGAGGUACUCGUCGCAUGCAUUUAGAUCGCAGACCUCCAUAAUCACAGCAGGACCGACGUCACGCCGCACACCAACAAACAUAGAAACGACAUCACGUGCCACAACACUGCAAAUGUCACACGUUGCAAUAGAAACCAUUUAUUGCAAUAGAAUAUUUUACCCAAUUUGGGAAAUUAUUGUCUUUAUUUUUUAGCUCAUGAAUAUUACCAUCAAAAGCUUCUGUAUUGCACAUUGUUGUUUUCAGUAUAGUUGUGGCUAUUUUGUUACUUGGAGGUCUAUUUUGCACUGUAAAUGACUCGGAGAAGAAAAAAUAAAUAUAUCCAGCUCAAAUGA